Molecule: messenger RNA, 1747 nt
Organism: Dissoconium aciculare CBS 342.82
Lineage: Eukaryota; Fungi; Ascomycota; Dothideomycetes; Mycosphaerellales; Dissoconiaceae
Exons: 2
Coding region: 366-1556 (396 amino acids)
Biological process (GO): inositol phosphate biosynthetic process
Cellular component (GO): nucleus
Molecular function (GO): ATP binding; inositol-1,3,4,5,6-pentakisphosphate 2-kinase activity
Source: RefSeq, a predicted model, not a curated record
CAGAUCUGCACGUAUUGUGAAGAUUCAGAUCACAUCCUGGGCCUCUCGGUGACGUCUCUCAAUAGAUUGCGCACUACGCUCUUCGAUUGCUUCCACCCACUGCAGUCAACGUCACUUUACCCGCACAUCGACCACCGACGACUUUCGGCCGGCUGUGUUUACCGACUGGUUGUUUCUCGGUCGCCUGCUCUGGAGACGUCGGCGAAAUCUAGACCGGUCUCCCCGAGUCCUCUUGAUUAUGCGGUCAUGACGACGGCGGUCGUGACAAGAUUUCCGCGCUCGUCAUCGAGGCAAGGUUGAGACGGUGAUGCAACUGUACCCGUCGUGUCGAUCAUGGGCUCGAUGCUCAUAACAAAACCAUCAAGAUGGCCUGUAUAUCGCCACAAGCGUCGUCUUCUACCUCUCUAUCAAGUAAUCCCACACGACUCGUGAUGUUUGUCAAGGUCUCCUAUGUCGGUGCGUACCCACCGUACUUCAUCAUCGAAAACAACGAUCAUGGAGAGCAUCAACCUCUCGCUGCCGAAUGGCGAAAAUGCAUAAUCGAAUAUCUCGACGAAGGCGGCGCCAACUUUAUCUUCACCCUACGGCCCGCCAGUGAUCCUCUCGACCUGCCUUCACGUCUCCGCGGAAAGCUCCUUCGUUUGCCUAAAAGCCUCCCACACGUCCUCCCUGCCGACGAGCAGCUCCAGACUUUUCGACGCAACUUCGGCAACCUCUUCCCUGUCGAGCACAUCAUCAUCGCCGAGCUCGUCCGCGUCGACCACAGCGUCGUCGCCGCGCUCAACAAUGGCCUCGCGCACAUGCAACCCUCCACGAGACCGCUCCACCGCCUGACGGAUCUUCUGCCAGACAGCGACAUGGCUGGCCAGCUGAUAACCGACAUGACCACGGCGCCUGGCCAGACCCUCGUUCAGCUCAAACCGAAAUGGCUACAUCAGUCCCCCAAUGCCCCGACCAACUCCCGCCGAUGCAGGACCUGCGCGCUCCGCGCCUACCGCGCCGCAAAACGCGAGAGGACAGCCUCCGACGCGCAGGAAAUCUGCCCAUUGGCGCUCAUCCACGGCGAUAUAACGAUUCGGCGACAUGCGUUCGCCCAAAUCACAGCCGAUCGCAAACUCCGCGAAUACCUGGCGGUGGACGCACAGCCUCUACUACGGGAGCUACGCGAGUGUCAAGUCGACUUCGACGAGGCCGGCGUCCUGGGCGUAGAGAGCGAAACCGCGAUCAAAAGUCUCUGCAAAGCGAUGACCUUGCGGGACUGUACGCUUUACGUGCGAAGGAACGGCGAACAAGGCAGCGAUGACGGAAGCGAUGACGAGAACUACGCCGCCGGCGGCAGCAAACGUGCCGAUGAUGGCGUAGAGGGAGGGACCAGCGAGGGGGACUCGACCAUUGAAGCGAGACUGGGGGAUCUCGAUCUCAAACUCCCUGGACGAUUGGACUACUGGAAACGAACGGAACAGGAUCUGGUCGAUGGCGGGUGGUAUACGAAUGAGGAGGAUGCGGCGCUGCGCACGCCGGAGACGAUCUGUACGCUUUCGGUCGAUGGCUCGUGAAUUUGAACGCGCCCUCUUCCCUCUUCACGGGAGAUCCAAAGCUCACAGAGGCCUUGGGUUUGAAACGGAUCCUCAUCCAACAGAUAUCAUCAUCACAGCCUUCUCGGUAGAUACCCCAACUUGCGAGCAAACGUGAGAAAUUCUCCGACUUGAGAAGCGGCAGGGAGAAGAAAUAGCCGGAACAGAGAUAU